AUGUGUAUCUCUAGCGCGUCUGUUUGCACAGAACACACAAGAAGAAAACACGAAUAUAAAGAACAGCAGAUAUGCUCAGCCAAUCGUAGCAACAAAGGCUACUCGAGAGCUUACACACUCUGGUUCCAACCCAGUCAUCUACAAGUUAUUCGAUCUUUGCACUUUGAACAAGAAAUUUAG
Messenger RNA from Chondrus crispus (carragheen), 180 nucleotides. RefSeq lists its product as hypothetical. The record is from RefSeq and is a predicted model, not a curated record. Bases 1 to 180 code for a protein of 59 amino acids. NCBI's taxonomy places the organism in Eukaryota, Rhodophyta, Florideophyceae, Gigartinales, Gigartinaceae. The transcript has a single exon.